AUGGAAACUUCCACAACCGUCUUAGACAUACAACAACCUUUGAAGUACAAUCAGACCGAUCCCUCAUCCUCAGAUGUCAUUCCAAAGAAUUACGGUCAAGAUGACAUCAAGCCACGGCCGCAAACGAUGCACGAAGAUAAGUUAUUACGGAUGCAAGUUACCAAUGUUGAAGUUCCAGAUCCGCUAUUUACUGUAGGUGAUGAUCAUGGUCUGUUGGCUCUUAAAGACGCACCCGGAUUUCGUAGAUAUCAGCCCAGGAACCGAGAUCAGCAAAAAACGGCAAUUACGCCUUCGAUUUCCGCACCAGUUCCUGUUUUAGAUGAUACAUCUUUGUCUGACCAAACAAGAGAAGAAAAUACUUAUGCGAUUAUCGACAAUAAACACAAUGGUGCACUUGUCAAACCUCUCGAAAGGACUUCAGGUUCAAGGCCUGCACUAGAGAUGAGCAUGUAUAUCUUACUCGGGCUGUUUGCCUUAGUUGGCUUGGUGUUCGCCGUCAACUGUGGAGCUGUUGUAGCUCGCUAUCGGUGGGAGCGCAUGGGACAAUUAAGGGAACUGCUAAGGACAGAGCGAUUUACACCAUCUACGCCAGAGGACGGUUGUCAUUCGGAUUCGAAGCCAGCUGACAACAACUGUGAAAGCAAUUUGUUCAAUGUGCCAAACGUGACCACGACAAUGCGAGAGAAGCUCAGCCUAAUGAAAAAUUGGAAAGCAAGCUUGUUUUCAGAGAGGAGAAAGCAAAAA
Dicrocoelium dendriticum is the source of this 744-nucleotide messenger RNA. The record is from the annotation of a GenBank genome assembly. Lineage: Eukaryota; Metazoa; Platyhelminthes; Trematoda; Plagiorchiida; Dicrocoeliidae.